AUGAAGGCUGUUUCUCUCCAGGUCCUGUUUGUGCUGAGGGUCUUGUUCCUGGCGACCCUGGCCGGAGGGCAACCCAAAGCACCUCUGAAGUGUUCAACAGAGUGCGGCCAUUUUACAUCUGGGAUAGCGGCAAAGCGGAUAAGAAGCUACCGCCGGACGGAACCCCGCUGCACCAAACAAGCCGUCAUAUUUAUUACUCUGAAGUCCCUGGAGAUUUGUGCAGAUCCAGAGGCAGAGUGGGUGAAGAAGAUUGUAGAGAAACUGGACCAGAAAAAAGCCAUGGCCUCACCACUGCCACGUGCUGCCACCUCAGCAGCAGCACCAGAAGAGCCUGGUGGUUUUCAGAAGCAUGUUGGUCUCACAGUAGCAGCUUCAUCUCAAGCCACUGCUCCAUCUAGUUACUUCCAAGGGACUGGCACAAGAGUUUUGGAGACAAUACAUGUUCCUGCUGCCGGGACAGAGGCCUCCAGUAAAUCCCCACCAGCCAUGCAGGACACCACCCAGCUCCCUGCAGGAUCAUCCCCCGUGACACGGGAAGCUGUUGCCUUCUCUGAAGUGACUCCAGAAGCAAACAGAGAUUCCUUAAAAUUUCCUUCACCUUCAACAGUUUUUGCAGCAGGCAUGGUCUCCAGCCAGCCCACCCCAUAUUCCACAGCUGUUGUGCAUGGCUUUGACAAUGCUGUAGGAUCUACAGAAGAACCUGUAGGACAUGCUGCAAAAGCUAUGGCUGAUGCUGGAGACACAACUUCUCCUAGCUCAAAUUCAGACCCUGUGGCCAUUACUAAAGGAUCAGACUAUCCUGUAUGUUCUACAGAUGAAUCCCUGGACCCUAAAAGUGCAAGAGCCAACGCACCAGACACUGCUUCUAGCAGUUUUAGUUCAGACCUCCCCUCCAUCCUGGACAGCAUGGAGAUUGCCACAGCCCCAUCCAUACCAGUUCCACCAGAGACUACUUCAGGUUCUACUCUAAACUCCACAACUGCUGUAGACAAAGGUCCUUCUGUCCAUACCAACGAGGUUGUCAGUUCCUUUGUAGACGCUUUCAGUACUGGAACAUUUGAUUAUUCAUUGCCUGUUGGAAAGCAAGAGCCUUCAGAUACGUUAGUUUUUACUAGCCAAGCAUUCUCAGGCCAAGCCAGAGUGCAGAUGACUACAGAAAGACCGAAAGAUCUGCCCCUUCCCAGCUUCUUGUCAAGAUCUCAGAUGCACUUUGUCAUCCCAGUUUCUGUGGUGGGUGGUCUGAUGGUUUGCAGUGUUGCUUUUGUAUGGCUAUAUCUAAAAUUUGGAGUCAAAACAGAAGAGGUGUCAAGAGAAAUGGUACAGGGCUUGCUCUACCACAAGGAGGGACAUCAAAACAAUGUCUAUCGAAUGGAAGUAAUCUGA
Charadrius vociferus (killdeer) is the source of this 1383-nucleotide messenger RNA. RefSeq names its product chemokine (C-X3-C motif) ligand 1 (gene CX3CL1). Gene Ontology annotation, molecular function: CCR chemokine receptor binding; chemokine activity. NCBI's taxonomy places the organism in Eukaryota, Metazoa, Chordata, Aves, Charadriiformes, Charadriidae. Gene Ontology annotation, biological process: immune response; inflammatory response; neutrophil chemotaxis. Bases 1 to 1383 code for a protein of 460 amino acids. The transcript has 3 exons. The record is from RefSeq and is a predicted model, not a curated record. Gene Ontology annotation, cellular component: extracellular region.